Messenger RNA from Zophobas morio, 2939 nucleotides. RefSeq names its product Sol1 (gene Sol1). The record is from RefSeq and is a predicted model, not a curated record. The coding region runs from base 179 to 2062 and encodes 627 amino acids. Gene Ontology annotation, cellular component: plasma membrane. The transcript has 14 exons. Lineage: Eukaryota; Metazoa; Arthropoda; Insecta; Coleoptera; Tenebrionidae.
UCGAUCACUGUCCCAGUGUUCGAGGUGUACGUUUUUACGUGUAAACACGUACAAAUCUCUGUGUUUACUCGAGGAUUACCACACUUGUGUGAAUAAUUUGAUUCACAUUAUCGCACAAUGGCCGGUUACUGUUUGGACGUAUCAUGACCGAACAAAAAACAAAUCAUGAUGCAAAAUAAUGCAAGAAGAUAAUGUAAUGGAGGUGCCCAUUUUGGUGCUGAUGUUGCAGUUAAUGUUUACUACAGUUUGCCAAGCAGUUCAUCCAGGGUGUGAAUGUGUCGUAUUUUCCGCCAUGUUUGGGAAAGAAGAAGGCAUCUUCAAAAGUCCGGACUUCCCCCAGCCUUACCACGCCAACAUAGACUGUUUACUUUACACCUUCAUCGCAAACGUCGGCCAAAUCAUCGAAAUCAGCUUUUUGGAUUUCGAUGUGCGGAAAACAAACCUCGACUGCAUCCGUGGCGACUACUUGAAGAUCUUCCUCCAUUUAGAGAAAGGAGAAGUGAAUGAAUACACUCCGUGGGAUCUUUUACUUUGUGGGAGUCUUGGAGAUAUCCCAGCUUUACUUUAUUCGUCAAGCUCCGGCCUCGUCCUGGAAUUUCACACUGGGUCUUACACUGCUAACGCUAGCGGUUUUUCAGGAACUUUCAAGUUUAUCGAUAAAAGCCUCUUCAAAACCGACGGCCUCAAGCUUCCAAACAGCAUGUGCGACUACCAGUUUUUCAGUUCCGACCAAUCUCAGGCUUAUGGAAAGUUCUACUCUCCGAGAUAUCCUUCAACUUACCCCACGAACAUCCGCUGUUCAUACCGCUUCCGAGCGAGGUACAAAGAGAGGAUACGAAUAGUGUUUGAAGUAGUUAGCUUGCAGAAAGGAGAUUUAAGCUGUCUAAACAGGGCGGACCUAAUACGAGUAUUCGAUGGAAAAACUUCAGCCGAUCCAGCUAUUAGAGUCCUGUGUAAUGAAGGUAUCGAAUUAGAAGUCCUAUCAACAGGAUCAGAUCUCUUCAUAGAGUUCGUAGCCAAUUCCGAUUGGCCAGGACAAGGGUUUAAAGCCAGCUUCCAUUUCCAGCCAAUAGAAGAUGGCUCGCUAGAUUCGCAUCGACCCAAUCGUCUGGGAAUUUUCACAAAACCGACUGAAAGCGAACCAAGCGCCAGCGAAACUAGAUCCAGUUGCGACGUAACGGUAAGCAGCGACAUGAUCAAAAACGGCACAAUCCAGAGUCCUUCGUAUCCUGCGCCGUAUCCUUCGCGAACGACGUGCAGAUACGACUUCCAAGGACGCGGCAAAGAAAGGGUCCAAGUUGUCUUCCAGGAUUUCAAUUUGUACCGUUCCACGGACGAUUCUACCGAAUGCACCGGCCACGACUCCCUCAUGGCCUUUGUCCACAUAGAAGGUAGAAUGGAAAAAAUCGACAGUUUCUGCGGCAACACGUUGCCCAAACCUGUCAUGUCCAACGGUCCAAGGCUUAGGUUAGAAUUUCAAAGUCUUUUCGCGUCGAGAUACUCGAGAGGCUUCAAAGCGACGUACAGCUUUAUAGAAAAUUUUGGUAUUAGAACCGGUACGCAGCUACCGGAAUAUCCAUGUGCCUUUGUAUUUAAUAGUAACGAAUCUAGAACUGGAUUUUUCUACAGCCCCAAUUACCCAGGUCUUUACCCCAGAGACACGGAGUGUCACUACUUCUUUCACGGAAACCUCAAAGAAAAAGUCCGGCUGCAUUUCAACUACUUCGACGUCGAAGGCGUCUUGCCGUGUGAGGCGAUCUCGGCGAGCGAUUACGUAGAGUUCUCCAACUUCAUGACACGUGAUAGGAAGUAUUCCAGGCAUUGUGGCCAACUUAAAGAGUUCGAUGUAGCGUCAGACAGAAAGUUUUUCCGGGUUACCUUCAGGUCGAACGAUCGCUUGGACGGGACAGGGUUUAAUGCGACGUACCAAUUCCUGGACGAAGUGGAAAGUUAUACUGCCAAAACUGACAAGAAAAGUGGAAGCUGUAGAAUUAAUGGGAUGUCAGCGGUGUACGUGUUGGUGUUAAUAUUCCUCGUCACAUCAUUUAAAUCAUCAUCAUAAAAUGUCAGAUACAAUAAACAUUUUUAAAGCAAUACAAUUUUAGAACAAAUUUUACAAAAUUGUAAAAUUUAAAAUCUUUUAACAAAUUUGUAUUUUAAAAUCCAAGGCUGUAUAAAACAAUGUACCUAAUAAGAAUCACGUAAUAUAUUGUAACUUAUUUUUUACCGUUGAGUUACCACAUUUUUGAUUCUAAAACAAUAAUUUAAUAGGAAAUUUUAAAAAUUGUAGGAUAAUUCAUGUUUCGUUGUUAUUAAAAUUCAACGAAGUACUUGAAAACCAUACGAAUAUGUGUCAGAACAGCUGCAGUUUAUUUACGUCACUAGUGGAAUAAAAGCUUUCUUACCGUACGGGUGCGCAUUACGCACUUGAUCUUUUUAUUUACCUUACGCUGUCCUGACAUAUUUUCUUUGCUUUGGCGGCCAUAAACAACACAACUAAAUAAAAAUGUUUUAAUAAGCGAAACAGUUUGAAAAUGUAUACAAUUGUCGCUACGACAAUAAAAUUUUAUUUAUCAAUACACUUAGCAUAAAAUGUUUGCAUGUCGUUAUGUCCAUCAAACAACAAAAAUAAGUGGAACAACAAUACCAAACACCCGACAAAUAUUUAAUUGUUUCAAAACGUUACACCUUAAAACGAAAAUCAGUUCACUGAUCGAGGCGCAUAAUUUAUAACCUAAAAAAACCGUAAAAGUGAGUGCAUUGUUGUUCCAUUUUAAUCACAUAUCUCUGUAAGGCUCAUUUAUUUAACACCAAUGAAAAAUAAAACCAGACAUUUUUAAUAGCCAACUGUGAAUAAAUGAGCCCCUUUUCGUUACGGUAGUGGAUACAUACAUGUCUACUAUCACUAAAAAUAGAUCAUCUUUGUAACCUAGUUUUGU